AUGAUCAAUCCCCGCGAAGCCACUGUUGCGGACAUCCCGCAAAUUCGCGAUAUCAACCACUAUUACAUCGUCAACACCUCGCUGACAUUCGCAACAACCCCGCCACCCAUUUUUGAAUAUGAAGACAGACUACGAGACCUGAAGAGGCGGAAGCUGCCAUUCCUAGUCCUGGCUUCAGAUCAGCGAAAAACCCAUGACGGUGCUGACCUUGUUCUCGGCUAUGCAUAUUUGUCACCAUUCCGCGGGCAUUUGCUUGCAUAUGCGCCUACAGUGGAGCUCUCGAUCUUCAUGCAUCCCGAAGAGCGAGAUCACGGGCUUGGAACAAUCCUCUUGGAGGCGAUCAUGAAUCGCGUUCGUGACGGUCUUGUAGAGCACCGCUGUGAGGAGCGAGUCGGCGAUAUCGGUAGCCUGGUGCCUGGCGGUUCCAUUGCCGUUAGCACCGAUGCUAGCGUGCGGAACGUCAUUGCGGUAGUGGCCAUUGACCCUGACACUUACUUGAAUGGCGAAGGACUGAGAACAUGGUACUGCCAGCGUGGGUUUGUCGAGAAGGGAAGACUGGACAGAGUCGGCGAGAAGAAUGGCAAAUGGAUCGAUACUGUUUAUCUUCAAUACACAGCUCCAAUGAGUAUUCCUACCGAGUUUGGACAAGGGGUUGCCGGUAUGCAAUCUUGGCAUUGA
Messenger RNA from Penicillium antarcticum, 678 nucleotides. RefSeq names its product GNAT family N-acetyltransferase. The transcript has 2 exons. Bases 1 to 678 code for a protein of 225 amino acids. Gene Ontology annotation, molecular function: acyltransferase activity, transferring groups other than amino-acyl groups. Lineage: Eukaryota; Fungi; Ascomycota; Eurotiomycetes; Eurotiales; Aspergillaceae. The record is from RefSeq and is a predicted model, not a curated record.